Messenger RNA from Colletotrichum lupini, 1212 nucleotides. Its product is annotated as eukaryotic porin. Lineage: Eukaryota; Fungi; Ascomycota; Sordariomycetes; Glomerellales; Glomerellaceae. Gene Ontology annotation, cellular component: mitochondrial outer membrane; mitochondrial outer membrane translocase complex. Gene Ontology annotation, molecular function: transmembrane protein transporter activity. The coding region runs from base 1 to 1212 and encodes 403 amino acids. The record is from RefSeq and is a predicted model, not a curated record. Gene Ontology annotation, biological process: protein import into mitochondrial matrix. The transcript has 4 exons.
AUGGAGAGCCAAGGGAACGUACCGGAUGCGGGCAAGGGUCUGUCGUCCAUCCUGGGACUAGCCCGGGGAGACUACCCGACAAGUCGAACCCGGUUAAGCUUCGGACCGACAGGGCCUGCUGGCCUGACGCCGGCGCCGACCAUCGCAGCAAUGGCGUCUAGCUUGGAACAAAUCCAGAAUGUUCUCCUGAACAACCCCGUCGCCAACUCCCUCUCAGAUGCCAUCAGCUCCUUCUCGGAACGGAGGGCGAAGCUCGGCUUGUCCAAUCCCGGUACCACCGAGAACCUAACUAGGGAGGUCCAGCGCGAUGUCUUGCUCACGAACUACAUGUUCACCGGCCUUCGCGCCGACCUGACCAAGGCCUUCAGCAUGUCGCCUCUGUUCCAGGUUUCUCACCAAUUCGCUAUGGGCGAGCGUUUGAACCCGUACACCUUUGCUGCGUUGUACGGAACAAGCAAGGUCUUCUUGCAAGGAAACAUGGACAACGACGGCCAGCUCUCCACCCGAUUCAACUACCGAUGGUCCGAUAAGCUCGUGUCGAGAACCCAAUUUCAGGCCGCCCCUGGCGCUGGUCAGGAGAUGCUCCAGUUCGAGAACGAAUACACCGGCGACGACUUCACGGCUUCUCUCAAGAUGCUCAACCCUUCCUGCCUGGAUGGUGGUGUCACCGGUAUCUUCAUUGGUAGCUACCUCCAGUCGGUCACUCCUAAGCUUGCCCUCGGCCUCGAGACCGUUUGGCAGCGCCAGGCCAUGACCCAGGGUCCCGAGACUGCCACCUCAUACUGCGCCCGUUACAAGUCCAACGACUGGGUUGCCACCGCUCAGCUCCAGGCUCAGGGUGCUCUGAACACCUCCUACUGGAGACGUCUGUCCGAGAAGGUUCAGGCUGGUGUUGACCUGUCUCUCUCGCUCGUCCCCGGUGCCGCUGGCGUCAUGGGUGGUUUCCAGAAGGAGGGUGUCACCACUAUUGGUGCCAAGUACGACUUCAGAAUGUCUACCUUCCGCGCUCAGGUUGACUCCAAGGGCAAGCUUAGCUGCCUGUUGGAGAAGCGCAUUGCCGCCCCCGUCAUGAUGACUCUGGCUGCCGAUGUUGACCACUUUUCUCAACAAGCAAAGAUCGGUGUCGGUAUCUCCAUCGAGGCCGGUGGUGAGGAGCUCCAGGAGCAGCAGGAGACUCUGGGUGCUCAGGGAACCCCCAACAUCCCCUUCUAA